GCAGAGGUCCUGAUCAGAGGCAGGGCGCUGGCACAUGUGUUCUUUUACUGCACGGUGUCCCCGGUCUGUGGUAACCAUGAAUCGGGAAGAGCAUUAUUACCCACCUAACCAUCUGUACAAGGAGCCUUGUGUCUUCCAGAGACACCAGAACGAAGACUACAACCAAAACCCUCCGCCUUGUCUGUAUAUGAGCAGACAGAUUCAGUCUGUCUACGCGUCACCUUCUUUGGGCGCAGAGGACCAACCAAAUCAUACCGACGUUACUUCUUAUAGCAUGUCGACACGGGACGAUCUGGCAGUGCCUCAUCUCCACCUGCCCCAGACUCCACAGCCACUUCUACAGACAGUCGGUGGUUAUGGAGAGUCUGUCGACCCGUGCGGGGAUCGGAACAGAUACCACCUCCCUUUCCCAUGGAUGAAGUCAACUAAAUCUCAUACGCACUCAUGGAAAGGACAGUGGGCAGGCUCUUACAUGGUAGAGGCCGAGGAAAACAAGCGCACGCGGACAGCUUACACCAGAGCGCAGCUGCUCGAGCUCGAGAAGGAGUUCCUCUUCAACAAGUACAUCUCGCGCCCACGCCGCGUGGAGCUCGCGCUCACCCUCAGCCUCACCGAGAGACACAUCAAAAUCUGGUUCCAAAACAGACGCAUGAAGUGGAAAAAGGAGGAGGACAAGCGGAGAGCUAGAGGGGUGGAUCCCGAACAAGACUCCUCGAUCACGUCUGGGGAUCUGAAGGAUGAGUCGUGUCUCGUCCCAGGAACUCUAGCGGGACCCACGUCACCCCUACACUCUCAUGUACCUCCAGCUCCACGAGAGUCUGCGUAAAACGCACACUGACCAAAAGACACAUCCGAGAUUGUGCCAUCAACACAAUCUAUUGGCUCUUGCAAAAUGAGUGGAACUAGGUGUGCACAUCAGUAAGAUAGUGUCCCAUUCUCAUCCAAACAGUUGGUCACAUCUUCUUUGUAUACUUUAGACUGGCAGUAAAGAGCAAUCCCAGUUUAAAUGUUUAACAUGCAUUUUAUUUGGAUGUAAGAGAGGUUGGAUGCAAGCUUCUGUGGAGUCAAUUUCGUAUUGUGUAGGCCUAAUCAAAUCUCAGCUCUUCAUUUAGCUAAAUAUGAAAACACCAACCAGCUCUAUGAGGACAUUGCCAAAUAAUAAUAAUUUAUUCAUAUUUAUAGAUAAACAAUGGAUAGUCUUGUUCCUUAAUUUUAGAAUGUCACGUAUUUUCACAAAUCUGUAAAUGGGUAAAUACUGUAUAUCUCCACAUGCUUCCAAAAACAUUCAGAAUAUUUAUGAUACAAUGGGGGCUAAAAGUACAGUUUUAGGAAAUAUGCUUUUUUUCUGGCCACAAAGUGUAUCAAGAUUGAAUUUUUUUAAAUUAAAUAUUGGAGAAUGGAGAAUCAUCAUUUGUGUUAUAAGAAAUAAUAACAGAAUGUUGUUUUGAUUCAAAUUCAUAAAAAAAAAGUUGCAUGGCCAGGGAGCAUUUUACCCCACACUUGGGGUAAAAGGCCCCCAUACAUGGGGUUUAUAAUGAUACAUAUAGGGGCAAUAGUAGCAGCAUGGUUUUUGGGCUGACAAAUUAAGAUAAUUUUAAUUCAAUAUACCUGUUCAUUUUAAUCACAUUUGGAAUUUCAUAACAUCUUAAAUAUUCUAUAAACAAAUGAAUCUAC
This is a messenger RNA of Xyrauchen texanus (razorback sucker), 1674 nucleotides long. RefSeq names its product pancreas/duodenum homeobox protein 1-like. Gene Ontology annotation, molecular function: RNA polymerase II cis-regulatory region sequence-specific DNA binding; DNA-binding transcription factor activity, RNA polymerase II-specific. Bases 35 to 826 code for a protein of 263 amino acids. Lineage: Eukaryota; Metazoa; Chordata; Actinopteri; Cypriniformes; Catostomidae. Gene Ontology annotation, cellular component: nucleus. The transcript is spliced from 2 exons. Gene Ontology annotation, biological process: type B pancreatic cell differentiation; regulation of transcription by RNA polymerase II. The record is from RefSeq and is a predicted model, not a curated record.